CAGCUGAUAGCCAGUGGCAGCUGAGCGGCAAAGCCACACUACACCAGCCUCCAUUUCUUUCUCAUAGAUUCACACUGUUAAUCCAACCAGUCCUGCUGUGGGAGAGGAGCCGGACACCCUCCUACAUCAAUACCACACUAACGUUGCCGACAAAACCGUGACAAGAUGGCCACCGCGCCAGUGGACCCAGUAACAGAGCCACGUUUGUACCAGCAGUCGCUUCUUCUGGGUGGCCUGUGCGAACUUCUUGAGAAUGACAAGUUUGUGGACUGUAUCCUGAAGAUUAAGGACCAGGAUUUCCCUUGCCACAAGCUGGUGCUGGCAGCCAGCAGCCCGUACUUUAAGGCCAUGUUCCUCUCGGACUUGGAGGAGAGCAAAAAACGAGAAGUAGUCCUGAAAGAUGUGGAGCCAGACAUUAUGGGAAUGAUUCUGAGGUACAUCUAUACCUGUGACAUCAAUCUUACUGAGCAGAACGUCCAGGACGUCUUCAUGGCGGCCAACAUUUAUCAGAUCCCCUCCAUCUUUAGUGUUUGUGUAUCCUAUCUGGAGCAUAAAAUGGUCUUGAGCAAUUGUUUAGCCAUCUUCAGGCUUGGGCUACUGCUGGAGUGCCCGAGACUGGCAGCAAAGGCUCGGGACUACAUUUGUGACCGCUUUGAGCUCAUCAUCCGGGACAAGGACUUCCACCAGCUUGGAUCUGGAGAACUGGCUGCCAUUAUCACAUGUGAUUCCCUCAGUGUGGAAAAGGAAGAAACAGUGUUUGAAGCUCUGAUGGAAUGGGUCAAGUAUGAUCAGAUUGAACGGCUGAGGGAUCUGCCAGAACUGCUGCACUGCGUACGCUUUCGUUUGAUGCCACCUGAUUAUUUUAAGGAGAAAGUGGAGGGGCACCCGUUCAUCAAAUCCAACCAGGAGAUCAAGAAAGAUCUGCAACUUGUCAAGGAUGCACAAAAGGGACGCCUUUCCAAAGUGAGUGGUUCAUCAGCCAAGAAGGCAGGAGCCUCAGUUAGUGAUGAAGAUGAGGAUGAAAGUGAGGAGGGUCUACUUCCUGGGAUCCUAAAUAACAACCUGCGCUUCGGAAUGUUUCUUAAGGACUUCAUAUUAAUGAUUAGCAACACGGGGACGGUCGCCUACGAGCCUGUUGAAAAUGAAUGCUACUUAGUCUCUUCAUCUACUGGGAUUCCAAAAAAUCACUGCAGCUUGGUGACCAAAGAAAAUCAGAUUUUUGUGGUUGGAGGGCUCAUAUAUAAUGAGCAGAACACAGACGAACCAUUCAGCUCUUACUUCCUACAGUUUGACCCCAUGAGCUCUGAAUGGCUCGGGAUGCCCUCACUGCCAACUCCACGCUGCCUCUUCGGGAUCACCGAUGCCAAGAAUUCCCUUUUUGUCAUAGGUGGAAAAGAAUUGAAAGAAGGAGAACAUGCUUUGGACACUGUCAUGAUCUAUGACAGGCAAUCUUUCAAAUGGGGCGAAUCAGACCCGAUUCCGUAUUCAGUCUAUGGCCACGGGACUGUCUCACAUAAUGGGCUCAUUUACAUCAUCGGUGGAAAAUCCGAGAGCAAGAAGUGCCUGAAAAGAAUGUGUGUCUACAACCCCUCGAAGUUCGAGUGGAAGGAUCUGGCGCCGAUGAAAACCGCUCGCUCUCUGUUUGGGGUCGCGGUCCACAAGAACAAAAUCUACGUGGUGACGGGAGUCACUGAUGACGGCCUGACCAGCAAAGUCGAGGUUUAUGACAUCGCUAAAAACAUGUGGUCUGAGUCUGAGGAGUUCCCCCAGGAGAGAAGCUCUCUAAACCUGAUCUCACUGUCUGGAUGUUUGUAUGCUGUGGGAGGCUUCGCCAUGAUGCCCAACGACACCACAGAGAAACUGGAACCCACCGAGAUGAACGAUAUCUGGAGGUACGACGAGGAGGAAAACUGCUGGUCUGGGAUGCUGCGUGAGAUCCGCUACGCUGCAGGAGCCACAGUUUUAGGAGUUCGCCUCAACGCUUUACGCCUCACCAAGAUGUAAUCGACAAACCCACGACACGUAUCGCACAUGAAGUUUAGCGUGUGACAAGCACUGGAACUUUUAGCUGUUUCCACAAUCAAGUUUUCGUGCAUUAGAAAAUUAAGAAGAAAAAAAAGAAGAAGGAAGACGUACGAGUGUAAAAACUGGACAGCAGGUGGAGACAAAGAACGGACCAUUUUUCAUUCGAGAUUUGAACUGUGAAUGUGUCUGCGGAAAAGGUGUGAUGUGAUUUCUACAUAUUUGAAUUAAAGACAUCUUUAUUAGAAAAGUA
Molecule: messenger RNA, 2275 nt
Organism: Silurus meridionalis
Lineage: Eukaryota; Metazoa; Chordata; Actinopteri; Siluriformes; Siluridae
Gene: klhl40a
Product: kelch-like family member 40a
Exons: 6
Coding region: 166-2004 (612 amino acids)
Molecular function (GO): protein binding
Source: RefSeq, a predicted model, not a curated record